AUGGCAGACUGGGGUACUGAUCUCCACCCGGAUAUCCUAUUUGUUAUAGUGAAAAAGAUAACUGAUCUUCCGGAUUACUAUCGAUUUAGUUAUGUUUGCAGAUCAUGGAGAAGUGCUGCUAUGGAGUAUAUCAGCUGCUAUGUCCCCUCCGGCGCUCCUUGUCUUAUGGUCCCGGAGAUUGACUAUGACAUUAGUUGCAAAUUGCGUCGUCUCCUACCCUUUUCAGUCGUUGGCAAGGAUGUCAAUAAAGAAGAAAGAGAUGAGUCGCCACAAAUCAGACUCGGGCAUAAAGCUCUCUGUUGUGGAUCCUAUCAAGGGUGGCUUGGGAUGAUAUCGAGUCAUGAGAAGCCGCAGAUGUACUUAUUGAAUCCGUUCUCAGAUACUCGUAUAGAUCUUCCUCCUGUGAGUAAUCGGAUGAGAGACCACGUGUCUAAUGGAAAGCAAGAUAUGUGCUAUGGCAAACUCAUAUUUUCUAAAACUCCUGAUUCAUCAUCAGAUGAUGAUUGCAUUGUCAUGAUUCUUCACGAUUAUUCCCACUUGGACUUUUGCAAGUUGGGUGACAAAGCUUGGACACCAAUCCAACGUCUUUCUAACUCAGACUCCGACUCGUCAUCAUUGACAGAUGCCAUAUAUUUCAAUGGGAAAUUGUAUGUGGUGUCGUGUUUCGGGGAGAUUUUGGCUUGUGAUCUUACUACCAGCACAACAGAAGCAAUACUGACAAGACAUUAUAAACCGCAUUACCCAAUACCCCGUAGGAUUACCUUUUGGCAUCUAAUGGAAUCCCGCGGAGAAUUAUUUCGAAUCUGGCAUAAAGUUUGCUAUAAACGAAAUGGACGCAAGGUCAUCAAGCAAAUAGAAUCCCUGGGUGAGAAUGGAGGAGAAGUAGAUGUCUACAACCUAUUUGAUGCGCAUUAUACCCGGCGCAAAUAUCGUUAUAAAACUUGUGGUUUCGAAGUACAUAAGUUGGGAUCAAAUUCAACUUGUAUAAAAGUCGAGAGUUUCGAUGGAGAGGCAGUGUUUUUGGGGAAGAAUCAAUCCUUUUCUCUCCCAAACCCUAAUGUUUUUGGGUAUCAAGGAAACCGAAUAUAUUUCAGUGAUGACAGAAUACAAAGUUACGGCAUGGGUGUAUUCAACAUGGAAGAAAAUUGUGUUAUGAAGCCACUCUACUUGGAAAAUUCUCAACUUCCAAAUUCUCCUCCGAUUUGGGUUACUCCAAAAUAG
This is a messenger RNA of Tripterygium wilfordii, 1221 nucleotides long. Its product is annotated as putative F-box protein At5g55150. NCBI's taxonomy places the organism in Eukaryota, Viridiplantae, Streptophyta, Magnoliopsida, Celastrales, Celastraceae. The record is from RefSeq and is a predicted model, not a curated record. The transcript has a single exon. Bases 1 to 1221 code for a protein of 406 amino acids.